AUGUACUUCGAUUGUGGUGCUGGCUUCACUGGGCACGGCCUCCCUGAGCCAGCUGUGGCCCUGCUGCUCCUGAUUUUCUCGGUGGCACUGACCGUUGAGCAGCUUCAAGACAUCCGCGACGUCGACGAGGAUUUGGAGGCGCAAGUUGUCACCCUUCCCACCGGGCUCGGCGCGAGACGGGCGAGGCGGCUGCUGGUGACUUUCCAAGUGGUCGGGAUGGCAGCGCAUCUCCUCGUCAUGUGGUUGGCUCGGCUUCCACUACGACCCCACUUCUUGGGUGUGCACGCUGCUUGCAGUCUCUGUGCCCUGGCGUUCACCCAACGAACCCCUCGCACUCUUUUCCAAGUCGUGCUGGAGCCGCUCUAUGCGCUCCCUUUGUUCAUGACGCUGUUCGUUGCGGCUGCGGGUCGAGCCAUGUAG
This is a messenger RNA of Symbiodinium natans, 420 nucleotides long. The record is from the annotation of a GenBank genome assembly. Lineage: Eukaryota; Dinophyceae; Suessiales; Symbiodiniaceae.